UGCCUGGGCCGUACCAAGUGUCACCGCAGCAAGAGGGGGAGUCAGAAGAAAAACAGAUCAGACCAGAGCAGACAAUAGGCCCCUAAAGUGUUCCCCCUAAGUUGCUUUGAUGUUGUCCUAGUGUCUUGAUACCAGGAGGCCAGGGAUUGCAGGAAAAGGGUCUUUUUUGUCUUCAUUCACUUUCCCCCCUCAGUUUGUGAAAUGAUUCUCUAGAAUUUCUCCUCAUAAAAAAAGGAUGUGGGACUAGCUGGUGUCGCUCCACUUUGACUUCAACAUUGACUUCCGUGUGGAAGGCAGGAAAUCUUGGAAAGUUCUUCUGGGCCCCGAUGUAGAAGAGAGCGCAGAUUGGGCAUUGAGAAGGUGAGGGUCCCCUGUGAGAGAGGGCUUCCUGGACUCCUUGGACGCCUCACCUCCAGGAUGAGCUCUGCAGUGUCGUGACCCUCGGGGUUUGGGGUCCCUGGAGAUGCGAGAUUCCCCUUGGGCAGUAGGAGGCACACACCCAGAGAAUGCAGGAGCUGCGAGGGGCAAGGACCCACUUCCACAGCAGAGAAAAACCAAGAGGAAAAAGGCACCCCGGCCACCAGCGCUAAGGGACGCGCCCAGCAAGCAGUGGGCCGCGGCCACUGCCCUCAGCAGCUGCCGCUGCUGCCGCCCGAGCAGAACUCGGCGAGCCUGUCCCGCGUGUGACUGCAAGCUCAGGAUUCCAAUCAAUGCAUUCCAGUAACGCUAAACUGAGGAGCUCUCCGUCAGGCAGCGCGCAGAGUAGCCCUAAGUCAAAGCAGGAGGUGAUGGUCCGUCCCCCUACAGUGAUGUCCCCCUCUGGAAACCCCCAGCUGGAUUCCAGAUUCUCCAAUCAGGGUAAACAGGGGGGCUCAGCCAGCCAGUCCCAGCCAUCCCCCUGUGACUCCAAGAGUGGGGGCCAUGCCCCUAACGCACUCCCUGGCCCAGGUGGGAGCAUGGGGCUGAAGAAUGGGGCUGGAAAUGGUGCCAAGGGCAAGGGGAAAAGGGAGCGAAGUAUUUCCGCCGACUCCUUUGAUCAGAGAGAUCCUGGGACUCCCAACGAUGACUCUGACAUGAAAGAAUGUAAUUCUGCUGACCACAUAAAGUCCCAGGAUUCCCAGCACACACCACACUCAAUGACCCCGUCAAAUGCUACAGUCCCCAGGUCUUCCACCCCCUCCCAUGGCCAGACUACUGCCCCAGAGCCCACACCUGCUCAGAAGACUCCAGCCAAAGUGGUGUACGUGUUUUCUACUGAGAUGGCCAAUAAAGCUGCGGAAGCUGUAUUGAAGGGCCAGGUCGAAACGAUUGUCUCUUUCCAUAUCCAGAACAUCUCUAACAGCAAGACAGACAGAAGCACAGCCCCUCUGAACACACAGAUCGCCUCCCUUCGGAGUGAUCCGAAACCUCUCCCACCACAACCCCCAGCUCCAGCGAACCAGGACCAGAACUCUUCGCAGAGCACCAGACUGCAGCCAACUCCACCCGUUCCAGCACUAGCACCCAAGCCUGCUGCACCCCCACGCCCCCUGGACCAAGACAGUCCUGGGGUGGAAAACAAACUGAUUCCUUCCGUGGGCAGCCCCGCCAGCUCCACGCCACUGCCCCCUGAUGGCACCGGGCCCAACUCGACGCCCAACAACCGCGCUGGGACCCCCGUCUCCCAGGGGAGCAGUAGCUCUUCAGCAGAUCCCAAAGCCCCCCCACCUCCACCGGUGUCCGGUGGCGAGCCACCCCUCCUGGGGGAGAACCCCGACGGGCUGUCCCAGGAGCAGCUGGAGCACCGGGAGCGCUCCUUACAAACUCUCCGAGACAUCCAGCGGAUGCUCUUCCCCGAUGAGAAAGAAUUCACGGGAGGGCAAAGCGGGGCGCCCCAGCAGAACACUGGGGUGUUAGAUGGACCGCAGAAGAAGCCAGAGGGGCCGAUUCAGGCCAUGAUGGCCCAGUCCCAAAGCCUAGGCAAGGGACCUGGACCCCGGACAGAUGUGGGAGCGCCAUUUGGCCCCCAAGGACAUAGAGAUGUCCCCUUCUCUCCAGACGACAUGGUUCCACCUCCCAUGAACUCCCAGGCUGGGCCCAUAGGACCCGACCACCUAGACCACAUGACUCCUGAGCAGAUCGCUUGGCUGAAGCUGCAGCAGGAGUUUUAUGAGGAGAAGCGGAGGAAGCAGGAGCAAGUGGUGGUCCAGCAGUGCUCCCUCCAGGAUAUGAUGGUCCAUCAGCAUGGGCCUCGGGGCGUGGUCCGGGGGCCGCCGCCUCCCUACCAGAUGACGCCAGGGGAAGGCUGGGGGCCUGGGGGUGCAGAGCCGUUCUCUGACGGUAUCAACAUGCCACACACGCUGGCCCCUCGGGGCAUGGCCCCCCAUCCCAACAUGCCGGGGAGCCAGAUGCGCCUCCCUGGAUUUGCAGGGAUGAUGGGCUCUGAAAUGGAGGGGCCAAACGUCCCCAACCCGGCAUCUAGACCAGGUCUUUCUGGAGUCAGUUGGCCCGAUGAUGUGCCAAAAAUCCCAGAUGGUCGAACCUUCCCUCCCGGCCAGGCCGUCUUCAGUGGUCCCGGCCGAGGGGAGCGCUUCCCAAACCCCCAAGGGUUGUCUGAAGAGAUGUUUCAGCAGCAGCUGGCGGAGAAGCAGCUGGGCCUGCCCCCCGGGAUGAGCAUGGAAGGCAUCCGGCCCAGCAUGGAGAUGAAUAGGAUGAUCCCAGGUGCUCAGCGACAUAUGGAGCCUGGGAGUAAUCCCAUUUUUCCUCGAAUACCAGUUGAGGGUCCGCUGAGUCCUUCCAGGGGCGACUUCCCCAAAGGAAUUCCCCCACAGAUGGGCCCUGGUCGGGAACUUGAGUUUGGGUUGGUUCCCAGUGGCAUGAAGGGAGACGUCGGCCUCAACAUCAGCAUGGGCUCCAACUCUCAGAUGCCAUCUCAGAAGCUGCGAGAGGCUGGGGCCGGGCCGGAGGAGAUGAUGAAAAUGCGCCCCGGGGUUUCGGAGAUGCUGCCCGCUCAGCAGAAGAUGGUACCCCUGCCGUUCGGCGAGCACCCUCAGCAAGAGUAUGGCAUGGGCCCUAGGCCGUUUCUCCCCAUGUCUCAGGGUCCAGGCGGCAACAGUGGCUUGCGGAAUCUCAGAGAACCAAUUGGACCCGACCAAAGGACUAACAGCCGGCUCAGUCACAUGCCACCACUACCUCUCAACCCUUCCAAUAACCCCACUAGCCUCAACACAGCUCCUCCCGGUCAACGCGGUCUGGGCCGGAAGCCCUUGGAUAUCUCUGUGGCAGGCAGCCAGGUGCACUCCCCCGGCAUUAACCCUCUGAAGUCUCCCACCAUGCGCCAAGUCCAGUCACCCAUGCUGGGCUCGCCAUCAGGGAACCUCAAGUCCCCCCAGACUCCAUCGCAGCUGGCAGGCAUGCUGGCGGGCCCAGCUGCCGCUGCUUCCAUUAAGUCCCCUCCAGUCCUGGGGUCUGCUGCUGCUUCGCCUGUUCACCUCAAGUCGCCGUCCCUUCCGGCCCCGUCGCCUGGGUGGACCUCCUCUCCAAAACCUCCCCUGCAGAGUCCCGGGAUCCCUCCCAACCACAAAGCACCCCUCCCCAUGGCCUCCCCAGCCAUGCUGGGAAGUGUCGAGUCAGGUGGGCCCCCACCUCCUGCAGCCAGCCAGUCUGCCUCUGUGAAUGUCCCCGGAAGUCUUCCCUCUAGUACACCCUACACCAUGCCUCCCGAGCCGACCCUGUCCCAGAACCCUCUCUCGAUUAUGAUGUCUCGAAUGUCCAAGUUUGCAAUGCCCAGUUCGACCCCCCUGUACCAUGAUGCCAUCAAGACCGUGGCCAGCUCAGACGACGACUCCCCUCCAGCUCGGUCGCCCAACUUGCCAUCAAUGAACAAUAUGCCAGGAAUGGGCAUUAAUACGCAGAAUCCUCGAAUUUCAGGUCCAAACCCCGUGGUUCCGAUGCCAACCCUUAGCCCCAUGGGAAUGACCCAGCCACUCUCUCACUCCAACCAGAUGCCCUCUCCGAAUGCCAUGGGACCCAGCAUACCUCCUCAUGGGGUCCCCAUGGGGCCUGGCUUGAUGUCACACAAUCCGAUGAUGGGACACGGAUCCCAGGAGCCUCCGAUGGUACCUCAAGGACGGAUGGGCUUUCCCCAGGGCUUCCCUCCAGUACAGUCUCCUCCACAGCAGGUCCCAUUCCCUCACAAUGGCCCCAGCGGCGGGCAGGGCAGCUUCCCAGGCGGCAUGGGUUUCCCAGGCGAAGGCCCCCUCGGCCGCCCCAGCAACCUGCCCCAAAGUUCAGCAGAUGCAGCACUUUGCAAGCCUGGAGGCCCGGGGGGUCCCGACUCCUUCACUGUCUUGGGGAACAGCAUGCCUUCAGUGUUUACAGACCCAGAUCUGCAGGAGGUCAUCCGACCCGGAGCCACCGGAAUCCCCGAGUUUGAUCUGUCCCGCAUUAUUCCAUCCGAGAAGCCCAGCCAGACACUGCAAUAUUUCCCUCGAGGGGAAGUCCCAGGCCGUAAACAGCCCCAGGGUCCUGGACCCGGGUUUCCGCACAUGCAGGGCAUGAUGGGCGAGCAAGGCCCCCGUAUGGGACUGGCGUUACCUGGCAUGGGAGGACCAGGGCCAGUGGGAACUCCGGACAUCCCUCUGGGUACAGCUCCCUCCAUGCCAGGCCACAACCCAAUGAGACCGCCUGCCUUUCUCCAGCAAGGCAUGAUGGGUCCCCACCACCGGAUGAUGUCACCAGCACAAUCGACGAUGCCCGGCCAGCCCAGCCUGAUGAGCAAUCCAGCCGCUGCCGUGGGCAUGAUUCCUGGCAAGGACCGGGGCCCCGCCGGGCUCUACACCCACCCGGGACCCGUGGGCUCUCCAGGCAUGAUGAUGUCCAUGCAGGGCAUGAUGGGACCCCAACAGAACAUCAUGAUCCCCCCACAGAUGCGGCCCCGGGGCAUGGCUGCUGACGUGGGCCUGGGUGGAUUCAGCCAAGGACCUGGCAACCCAGGGAACAUGAUGUUUUAAGCUGCUAAGAUUGGAUGUGCCGACCCUUGUCAAGAUGAGAUUCCAGGUCCUGCGGCUGCUCUGCGCAAGCUCCGGACGUGCUAUUGAUCAUGCAAUAGGAGAACGGGGACCCGAGGGCUGCUUUGGGGGAGGGGGGAACCUCGAGAAUGUAUGGAUUUACCUGAAAACAAAUUAUUCAUUUAAUCAACAGGUGUGUUUUUUUUUAAGAUUUAUUUUUUAAAAAUUAUUUUUGUGGACUUGGGUAUCCCGUGAUGGCACCUACUUUGGGGACUCCGUAGCCGUGCUUUGAGAAUUGCCAUCAGUCCUGUGUUGCACCGGUCUCUGUAUGUUUACGUCCUUCGGACUGGCUCCUCCCAGGAUUGGUUUCUGGUUUCGUUUUCGUUUGCCCCCCCACCCCCUUUUAUUUGGGCUUUAUUAAUUUUGUGUGUGUGUGUGUGUGUGUGUACUGUACUAUAUUGUAAAGGGAUUUUAGCAGAGACUUUUAGUCUUUGGGACAAGAGGAGAACAGGAAUGCUGGGCUGUUUACUUUAGGUGGAGAAUCCAUCUUCAGACCUUUGGACUAUUUUCUUUCAACUCCAGUGUAUAGAAAAACCAAACUACGACCUCAGAGCAGAGUAUUAAUGAAAAGCACAAAAAAAGAAAAAAAAAAAGGAACUAAGUUCAGCAAGGGG
Molecule: messenger RNA, 5662 nt
Organism: Echinops telfairi (small Madagascar hedgehog)
Lineage: Eukaryota; Metazoa; Chordata; Mammalia; Afrosoricida; Tenrecidae
Gene: BCL9
Product: BCL9 transcription coactivator
Exons: 10
Coding region: 711-4991 (1426 amino acids)
Biological process (GO): positive regulation of transcription by RNA polymerase II; canonical Wnt signaling pathway
Cellular component (GO): beta-catenin-TCF complex
Molecular function (GO): transcription coactivator activity; beta-catenin binding
Source: RefSeq, a predicted model, not a curated record